This is a messenger RNA of Hylaeus anthracinus, 1620 nucleotides long. It is a transcript of the gene nac, whose product is annotated as GDP-fucose transporter 1. The record is from RefSeq and is a predicted model, not a curated record. Gene Ontology annotation, molecular function: antiporter activity. Bases 486 to 1481 code for a protein of 331 amino acids. Lineage: Eukaryota; Metazoa; Arthropoda; Insecta; Hymenoptera; Colletidae. The transcript has 4 exons. Gene Ontology annotation, cellular component: Golgi apparatus. Gene Ontology annotation, biological process: GDP-fucose import into Golgi lumen; protein O-linked glycosylation via fucose.
UAAAACAUUGUUUACUAAGCAAUCUGUACAGGCAGAUAUCAAAGUAAAUAAUGAUAAAUGUAAUCAGUGAACUGUAGCCAAACAUGUAUUAUAAUGCGACCAUGAUUUCUGCGUGGCAUAACCUUAAAAAGAAAUUACAGGAACUGACAGAUUCAAAAAAAUGACAUAAUACGUUUUAUCUAUUAAUUGAAACUCAUGCAAUUGAAAUUGUAGUUGAAUUAGGAUAAUUUAUACACCGCUGCCCUAACAUUUAUAUUCUGGACAAAUUUUGUUUAAUAAAAGAUUAUUCGAAUCGACGUUUUAAUAUAAAAGUAUUUGAUUCAAAAUGGUAUAAAAAUAACUUAUUAAUACUUUGAUGAUGCUUUUUAUACGAUAAAUACAAUAUAGUUUAUAUUUACUAUAUAUUAAUUUUUUCAAUAAAGAAGUACACUGCCACAUUAAUUUAAACAAAUAUUAACGAUAAACUAAAUUAAGUAUUAAUAACGAUGGAGUUAGAAAAUCGAAUGUUUUCAAAGUUCGUAUAUAUCGCAAUUGUUGUUUCAGUAUACUGGAUAAUUUCUAUAUUAACAGUAUUUAUAAACAAAGCUCUUUUAUCCAGCGAACUUAUAAAUUUAGAUGCACCACUUUUUGUAACAUGGUGUCAAUGUAUAGUAAGCUUAAUUAUUUGUGCAACUCUUAAUAAUCUAUCAAAAUGGUUCCCAAACCAUAUUAAGUUUUCAAGUGGGAAUCCGUAUACUAGAGAAAAUCUUAGGAAGGUAUUACCAUUGUCCCUUUUGUUUACUGGGAUGAUAGCAACUAACAAUUUAUGUUUGAAAUAUGUUGAUGUUGCAUUUUAUUAUGUAGGACGUUCUCUAACAACUGUAUUUAAUGUCAUUUUCACAUAUCUUAUACUGGGUCAAAAGACUUCUGCAAAAUGCAUUGCAUGCUGUGGAUUUAUUGUGAUCGGAUUUUGGCUUGGUGUGGGUCAAGAACACGUUGCUGGUUCUUUAUCUAUUGUAGGAACAAUUUUUGGUGUACUUGGAUCAUUAACACUUUGUUUAUAUUCCAUUCAUAUGAAGCAAGUUCUUCCAAAAUUAAACCAAGAUAUUUGGUUACUUUCUUAUUACAACAAUGCGUACAGCGUUUUUAUAUUUCUUCCACUAAUGAUAGCAAAUGGAGAACAUCUUACAGUAUAUAAUUACGAUAAAAUUGGGUCCCUAUUAUUUUGGUCUGCUAUGGUUGUCGGUGGUAUUUGUGGAUUUGCUAUUGGCUAUGUUACAGCACUCCAAAUAAAAGUAACAUCUCCUUUGACACAUAACAUCAGUGGAACUGCUAAAGCUUGUGCUCAAACAAUUUUGGCAACUUACUGGUUCAAUGAAGAAAGAUCAUUUAUGUGGUGGAUAAGUAAUGUAAUUGUUCUUGGCGCUAGUGCAAUGUAUGCCAGAUUAAGACAACUUGAUUUAAGCAGAGAAUACAAAGAGGAUAAACAACAAUUACUGUAAAAAGAAUAAUAUAAAACUGAACUGUGAAAUUUAAUUAUAUUAAAUACAUACCUACCUAGAUAAAAGUACAUACUUUAUAUAUAACAUAGACAAAUUUAUUAUAUCUUUUAUUGUAUAAAAAAUGGUGUAAAAAUAAGUA